This is a messenger RNA of Myxocyprinus asiaticus (Chinese sucker), 7357 nucleotides long. Its product is annotated as adhesion G protein-coupled receptor A2-like. The coding region runs from base 679 to 4812 and encodes 1377 amino acids. The transcript has 19 exons. NCBI's taxonomy places the organism in Eukaryota, Metazoa, Chordata, Actinopteri, Cypriniformes, Catostomidae. Gene Ontology annotation, molecular function: G protein-coupled receptor activity; protein binding. Gene Ontology annotation, cellular component: Wnt signalosome; plasma membrane. The record is from RefSeq and is a predicted model, not a curated record. Gene Ontology annotation, biological process: sprouting angiogenesis; G protein-coupled receptor signaling pathway; positive regulation of canonical Wnt signaling pathway.
GGCAUAGGACAGAGUCUUGGAAUUAAGAUCGUGGACGUUAUUUAAAAGUCAGACUGCAAGUGAGACCAAACGGAUUCUCUUGCGCAUCGGAGCGACAGUUUAUCAUGUUUGCUGAUGGGCGGUCGGAACUUCAUGACAAAUCUAAUUCCACUUUUUUGUGAAUUACGCAUGGACAAAAAACAAACUAUGGACAACAGCAGCUCUGAGGAAUUGUAAUUUGGCUGCGCUCAAAACUACUGGAGUACAGCUUAACACGACUUGUCACACCAUUUGAUUUAGAAAAGCGUGUGACAUUUCUGCGCGGGGAAUUUGUGCAAGUCAGAUGCGUAAAGUUUAUUAAAAGCAUCAUAUUUCAAGAUGCAUGCACUGAGUGUUAAAAUAUCCCCAUUUUAUUUUGAGGCAUGGAGGAAAGAAAAUGCAUCAUGGAAAUGUGACAUGAAGGAUUUAGUUUCUGUCAUGUUUUAAUAGAAGUGACAGAUUUUGAUGAUCUAUCCAUUCAAAGGACCCACGUCAAAUCAGUCAAAGCGACAGGAUUAACAAACUUUUUGGCACCACCUAAAGUUUAUUUAUUAUUUCCCUCUUUUCGCACUGAUAUUUCAAGUUAUUAUCACCCCCAAAAGCGUGUGCCCUGAUGUCAUGGGCUGACCUGGGGCCGCACAUUUGAUUGUGUGGGGGACAAUGUCGGGACCCUGCGUCCGCAUCUCUUUUUGGGUUCGUUUGUGUCUCCUGCUGCUUCUUCACGGCAGCGCAUCGGAGUGCAGAGUCUCCGAGGGUUGUCCGGAGCUCCUCUCCAGCGGCUGCAGCUGCACGGAGGACCGCGCUAAAGCUCACCCUGCGCCCGGGGCGCGGAGGAAAGUAAGCUGCGGUGGAAAGGAGCUGACGGAAACUCCCGAAGUCAGUCUGCUACCCAACCGGACCGUUUCUCUAAAUCUGAGCAACAAUCGUAUCCGUGUGCUAAAGAAUGGCUCCUUCACUGGCUUGUACUCCCUCGAGAAAUUGGAUCUCAGGAAUAACUUGAUCAGCACAAUCAUGUCUGGGGCCUUUCUGGGUCUCACAGCUCUUCGAAAACUUGACCUAUCCAGUAACCGAAUUGGCUGCCUGUCUCCAGAAAUGUUCCAGGGACUUACCAACCUCACUAAACUAAACAUCUCUGGAAACAUCUUUUCCUCUCUGGACCCAAAUGUCUUUCUGGAGUUGCACUCUCUAAAGCUGGUGAACUUUCAUUCGGAGUUCCUGUCAUGUGACUGCGGUCUUCGUUGGGUCCCAGGAUUUUUCCGCAGCAGUUCCACCCGGCUUGGGGAUGAAACACUCUGUGCAUACCCCACAAGUCUUCAAAACAAACCCCUACGUCUCUUGAGAGAAAGUGACCUCAGCUGUGAGGGUCCAUUGGAACUGCACACUCUGUCUCUGCUACCUUCCCUACGGCAGGUCGUGUUUAAGGGGGACAGACUACCUUUCCACUGCACUGCUUCCUUAGUUGACAAAAUUACUGCCCUUCACUGGCGACACAACGGUCAGGCUGUCACCACUGACCCUACACACGGGGUUCAUCUGGAAGAAAGUGUACAACAUGACUGCACCUUCAUCACCAGUGAGCUGAUUCUAUCAAAUGUCCACAUUGAGGCCAGUGGCGAGUGGGAGUGUGUGGUGUCCACAGGCCAUGGGAAUGCCUCGCGUAGUGUAGAGAUAGUGGUACUGGAGAAUAGCGCCUCCUUCUGUCCGGAGCAGAGAGUAACCAACAACCGAGGGGAGUUCAGGUGGCCCCGAACUCUGGCUGGCAUCACCUCCUACCAGUACUGUCUCCAGCUGCGCUACCACACCUUAGGGGGUGUUGUGGAGCAGAAGAGAGCAUCACGUUACUGUGACCGCUCUGGACGCUGGGAGGAGGGAGACUACUCUCAGUGCCUAUAUACUAAUGACAUCACAAGGGUUCUGCAUACGUUCAUACUGAUGCCCAUCAACGCCUCUAACGCAAUGACUCUGGCACAUCAGGUGCGAACAUACACUCUAGAGGCCGCUGGUUUCACUGACACAGUUGAUGUUCUGUAUGUGGCUCAGAUGAUGCAGAAGUUCAUGAACUAUGUGACAGAACUGCGUGAGCUUUCAGAGGUGCUAGUGGAAAUGGGCAGUAACUUGAUGCAGGUAGAUGAUCAGAUUCUGGCUCGGGCUCAGAGAGAAGAAAGAGCAUGCAGUUCAAUUGUCUACUCCCUCGAGACGCUUGCUUGGCCUCAGCUGCACUCUCACGCUCAGGAUCUUUCCAUAAUUUCUCGCAAUAUUGUGCUUGAGGCUCACCUGAUUCGUCCGGCACAUUUUACUGGCAUGAGCUGCACAGCCUAUCAGAGGCGAGAAGGGACUGGAGGGAGUCAUGAUGGAAUAGAAUCUGCCCUUGAGCAGCAGCUGCGGUUCCGCUGUACCACAGGAACACAUAAUACCUCACUUAAUGCUUUUCCUCUGAAGAAUGCAGUGGCUCUUGCUUCAGUGUCUCUCCCUGCGUCGCUCUUUCCGCCGAAUGCUCCUCCUGACUGUAAGCUGCAGUUUGUGGCAUUCCGCAAUGGAAGAUUCUUUCCUUUUACCGGAAAUUUUAGUGGACCUUCUGACCUCACUCGUAGACGUGCCAUCAACACUCCAGUUAUCUAUGUUAGCCUUGAUGGAUGCAGCAUGUGGAAUCAGUCAGAUCCCAUUAUUGUGUCAUUACGACACACAUCACCUGGAAAUGACCCUGUUGCUGCUCACUGGAGUUUGCAGGCCCUGGAGCAUCAUGGCAGUUGGAGUCUAAAUGGCUGUCAGUUGGCCCAUACCGACGCAUCCAGCUCUACUCUGUGGUGCUCUGUGCUAAGCAACUCUGCUGUACUUCAGGAGAUGCCGGAUUUCCCAGGUUCUCCUUCAGUUCCAGUGGAAGUUCUGCACCCUGUGAUAUACAGCUGCACGGCAGUGCUGCUGCUCUGUCUGUUCACCAUCAUCAUCACCUACAUACUGCACCACAGUUCUAUCAGAAUCACAAGGAAGAGUUGGCACACCCUCUUAAACUCUAGUUUCCACAUCGCAAUGACAUCUGCAGUAUUUGCUGGAGGCAUCACUCUAACCAGCUACCCAAUAGUAUGCCAGGCAGUGGGGAUUGUUCUUCACUACUCUUCUCUGUCCACUUUGUUAUGGAUCGGUGUUAGUGCCAGAGUAAUCUAUAAAGAAGCUUUACUGAGGUCUCCACAACAGCUAGAAGGCGAGAUGGCUGUACAACCACCCCAGCGCCCCAUGCUGAGGUUUUAUUUGAUAGCUGGAGGUGUCCCACUCAUUAUAUGUGGAAUCACUGCAGCGGUAAACAUCAAUAACUAUGGAGACAACAUUCCUUACUGCUGGUUGGUAUGGCAACCCAGUUUCGGUGCUUUCUACAUUCCUGCUGGAUUGAUCAUUCUGGUGACCUGGAUCUACUUCCUGUGCACUGUGUUUCGCCUGAGGCACCGAAACUGCGAGAGCUCCAAAGAUCCUCCUUGCUCCGCCUCUGAACCCUCCCCCUUGCCGGAGAGCCAACCAGCACUCAGCGGCAGCUCCAGUCUACUCUCGACGGACUCUGUUGUGAGCCCGGUAUAUGCUGGGAUAAUGGUAGAAGACCAGUACUCAUUGAAGGUACAGUGUUUGGCACUGGCAACGAUGCAAUUUGUGUUUGUGGGGCUGUGGUGUUGCGGUGCUAUGGCAAUUUGGCAUGUUGACAGAGAACGAAAGCUGUUCAGCUGUCUCUAUGGGGGAACUGCCACCGGAUUAGGGAUUUUCUUGGUGCUCCAUCACUGUUUAAAGCGUUUGGAUGUCCAGGCAUCAUGGCUAGGCUGUUGCUCUGGGUAUCGUCGGUCUCAACCCAUGCCAGCCUUUAGCCACCCCUGUACUGCAACUGUUGGGGUUCAAAGUACCUCAGAUAGGGGCUCACAACUUUUUAUAGCCUGCCAUCCACCGACAGACCCCAACCAUUACUCUUCCUCUGCCAGGUCCUCAUCUACUCCAAGUGGAACUAGUAGCAUUGGUGCUGGGCCUUGCAAACUCACCAACCUUCUCCAGAUGACCCAAGACAAUGCUAACAAUGCCACCAGAGCACCAACAAGAACUAAUAACAGCACAAGCACAGAGAACAAUGUAAACAACAAGCCUGCCAAUAACAUGCCACCCAGUCUGAGCAGCACACUGCCCACGCAGCAGCCUCAAAGGAGGAAGGCUUGUAGUAGAACGAAGGGUGGCAAUGGCCAGCACCAUCACAGAGGCGAUGGCAGAGGGCACUAUCGCCUCAAAGCUCUCAGAGCAGGUGGAGGAGGUAGCAUGGGUGCUUUAGGACCCUCUGGGACAGAGCAAUUAAAUAUACACCAUCUACCCAAACAUGCUUCCACUGAUAAUGGAAGUCUACGGAACAGCCAUUCAGAGAGCCAAAAUGUGCCUCUGACCAAUGGGCAACACAGAGGGGAAGGACUCGCCACAAGCCCUUCAGAAGGUAGUGAUGGAGGGAGUAGUGAAUGUAGAAAACCUUUUCCACUGUUGCCCUCUGUGGCCAGUAGGGUCGCCAUGCAGCAGAAUGCUCAACGGCGCAGUGCUAGCAAAGACAAUCUGAAACUGGCAGCUGCGGCUGAAAGAGAAUCUAAGCGGAGCUUGUUUCCUCUCAACAUGGCAACAGAUGUCACCGGGACAGUCACAGCGACAGCCUUGUUGUCAGCGGUUUCAGCACCAAAUGGAACACUAAAGGGUUCCGUGAUAGAACUGGACACAAGCGGGACAGACCAAUCACAGUGUUCGGUUGGUAUGAAGAGCAGGGUUUGGAAAAGUGAGACAACAGUAUAAUACUGAGCAGAGGGUAUAAUUGAAAGAACUGACAUUCAAAGUUUCUUGAAAAGCGUGAACGGUGUUCUUUUUUUUCUCCACAAGAGAAACAGUUGGCUCCUUUUAUGAUCUACCUUGUAUAUUCAAAGGAUAGUUUACCCCAAAAAAUUUUUUCCAUACAAUGAAAGUAAAACAUUAUGCCUAAAAUGUUCUACUACGGGAAGAAAGUGAUACAGGUUUGGAACAACAUGAGGGUAAUUUCCAAAAAUUAAAAUGAUCUCAUCAUAUACUCACCCUCAUGCCAUCCCAGAUGAGUAUGACUUUCUUUCUUCUGCAGAACACAAACAAAGAUUUUUAGAAGACUAUUUCUGCUCUGUAGGUCAGAACAAUGCAAGUUAAUAGUGACCAGUCCUUUCAAGAUCCAAGAAUCACAUAAAGGCCACAUAAAAGUAAUCCAUAAGCCUCCAGUGGUUAGAAGCGAUAUUAUAAGUGUGGGUAAGAAACAGAUAAAUAUUUAAGUCCUUUUUUACCAUAAAUCUCAACUUUCACAUUCUUUUACAUUUUGAAAGUGAAAGUAGAGAUUUAUGGUAAAAAAAAAGAAAAAAUUAUUUAUUUUUUUAACAUAUAUUGAUUUAAGUACUGUUUCUCACUUAGACUUAUCAUAUAGUUUCUAUUGAGGCUUCUACUGAGGCUUCUGUUUGCCUCAGUCACCAUUCACUUUCAUUAAAUCCUUUUUCCAUACAAUGAAAGUUAAAUAUUCUGCCUAAAAAUUUCCACAGGGAGAAAGUCAUAUAGGUUUGGAACAACAUGUGGGUAAGUGAUGCCAGAAUUUUUAAUUUUUGGGUGAACUAUCCCUUAAAGCUUUGGAAAUCGUCUUUGAACUGUCCAACUGAAAGUGGUUGCCAGAUAAUAGUUAUUUUGUUUGUUGGCAAUGCUUUCAGGGGCUCUUAUCAUUGUGGUGUCUUAUGAGGGACAUUAUGAAGUUGUUUUAUACAUAUAAAGAAAGAAAAGAGGUGUGUGUGCAAAACUUUACGCAUCCAUAAAGACAUUUGGUUUAAGUUGGUGUAAUAAAAUAUGCAAAAAUGUUUUGUGCUUUUGUUUGUCUGUAAUACCACUUAAUCUAACAACUUUUUUGAACACAAUGAACAAAUAUCAUUUUAUUUGGAAUAUACCAAGGGAUAUGUGAGCAUAAAUUUCACCUAUUUUGAUCUUUAUGUUACUGACUAUGCAUAUCGAGACAGCUACAAUAUGUUUGUUUCCCAAGUGCUUUGUUUUGUUGUUGUUCUUGUUUCUGUUGUGUUUAUUGUUUUCUGUUGUGUGUUUUUAUUCAAUGUAUUUCAUUUAUGUGUCUGUAAGAAUGUACAUUAUGUGUUAUGUAAGUACUGUUUGACCAUUACAGUGUUAAUUCAACUUUAUUAACUCUAGCACUAAUAAGCAUGCAUCCUUUUAGUCAGUCCAUCAUGAAUAUGGAAAACUAAGAAUUCCACACCAAAUUUCCACGUGAUAAUUGGUAGUAAGAAUAUUGCUCUUUUUCUACUCAAGUUGUUGAGCAGAAACAAACGCUUUGGAAAAAAAAAAGUUGAAUCAUAGUGCCCUCUACUGGGUAAUUUCUGCCAUUGAUCAAAUGCACUGAAAACGAAUCCCGUUGUUGGACAACUUAUAUGAACAAAGUGAUAACUGCGGCAGUGAUUGGAUGAAGAGGGAUGAUUGUCCAUACUUGUUCUGUUGUAGUACCAUGUAUAACAUGGAUUUUUAGCACUUGGUUCAGGCCUGUUUUUCUCAUGUCGUAACCUGAUGGCUCAGGUUAUGGAGUGAGCAUUUUAUGUAUUCUUAUAAAUGAUGUAUUUAUAUUAUACAUAUCAGUAUUAAUGUUUUGGUGGAAUUGUUAGUAUGCAAUUUUAUGAUAAUCAGUAUUUUACAGUGGAUUGGUGGCCUCAUCAUUUGUUAUAACAAAUUGUGUUCAUUACCAAGCUUCAUUUAGCCCAAAAUGCUUAGCUACAGUAUUACUAAAAAUUUGUAAUGUACCAAGAAUUAUUAUUACUCCCUUCAAAGCAUAUUCAAAAUUCUGUUAUCUGAUAGCAAGGAAUUUCCGAAAAUAAUCAUUAUUUUCUAUAUGUUCCUCAAAUUUUAUUCCUCAAGAGUAUCCAAAUGACUUCUCAUGCAAGUAAAGAAUUAACGAUCCAAGGAAUUCUCAGAUCAGUGUGAGAUCAUUUUACUAACUCAAGGUACAGUUUUUGUGCUGUUAUUUUUAGACCUUUGUCACAUUGUGUCACACUGUUACAAAGUCAGAAGCGAAAUGCAUUGCCUGUCUUUAGCUUAAACUUUAAUUGAAAUAAGAUAACUUUUAAAGUGUGUUUUCAGGGAUGUUUGCAUGCCAAAGAUGCUUAUGAUUUAAACACCUUUUAACAUUAGAGUAAUGAGCUUAUUUACAAUUUUGUAAAAUGUUACAGACAUAUUCGUAAUUUACCUCUACAAGCCAGGAAUCUCCCUUAAAGGAAUAGUUCACCCAAAAAUGAAAAUUUGCUGAUAAUUUACUCACACUCAGGCCAUCCAAGAUGUAUCUGAC